CUGGCCACAGCAGAGUCAACAUGCUAAAACAUCGCCCAGGGCGCUGUGCAUGGGCGGAUUGCUUGACUCUCUCAGCAGAGUCUUGGCUUGCUCGCCCACCAGCACUUGCUGUGAAUGGCGUUGCCAGCUGCGAGGCGGAUCGGUGCUCAAGCAGCUCUUAAGGCCAACAAUGUGUUCCGCACACUGCAAAAGGUCAAUACUCCAGCUGGAGAAGGUGUGGAGAUGACCACUCUGGUGGAGGCCUUGCCAUACUUCGGGCUCAACCAGCUGGUGGACUGUGCCAGCCAUUUUGGUCAGCGUGGACGGGUGAUUGGCCCGGUUGCUGCAGAAAUUGCGGCAGAGAUUGGCAGACGGUUGCGACGGUCCGUAGAUGCAGGAGUUUCGAUGAGCCAGAACCUGAACGCAAAGGAGGUGACGACAGCCUUCUAUGCAUUCUCCAAGCUGUCGCCACAGAUGCCAGAGUACCGGGUUUUCUACGAUGCAGUUGCCGACGGGUUGAUUGAACGCCGCUGGCAAUUGGAAGGUAUGAAAGCUGCCCUGGUUGGCACUGCACUGGCAGACACGGAGACGCGGCUGUCAGAUGCGCUUCCUGCCGUGUUGCAACCAGUGCUUCAAAACCUGAGCGAGUCGGAGAAGGCACGUGAGGAGAUCUCGGUGGAUGAGCUGCGAUUUCUCGUCCACGCAGCUGUCCGACUGCCAACCUUACUUUCAGAGAAAGAGAUAGAGGCUUUGGCAGAGUGCACGGAACGGCUGGUUGCAUCCAGUGCUUUCUCGGUGCAAGCACACCUCGCUGUUUCAUGGCUGAGGUUGACACCUCCACCAAAUGCAAAAGGGGUACAUUUGAAUGCCUUGGAGCUGUGUUGUAAAAUGCUCGCGAGCCAUUCCAAGUCGCAUUAUCCAGCACAUCCGCUACCACCCCAAGGCUUGUCUCCAGCAGUUGAAGCACUACUGGCCCGGGAGGCGGAGCAAAAUGCUCCACCUCUCACUCCACCAGUGUUGCAGAACAUCACAAAGGGCUUGGUCCAAAUUAGUUGGGGCCUGCAGCGCUAUCAAUGGAAUCACGACCCGUCUCGAAGGAGCCUUGGCAUCGAUGAUUGGACGGAGAUCAUUGAGACCUUGAUGGCCUUUUGCGAAGCUCACGUGGCUAGCAAGGAUUCUGGAUCUACUAGAGUGCCUCUAUGGGCUAGAGAAGCCUUGUAUCAUGUGCUUUGGCGAGCUCAGCAUCGAAGAAGAGCCAAGUCCUACGAUGAGAACCUGGCAGAUAUGGCACGGUUGAAGUCGAUUCGAAGUUUGUUGAGCCUUUUGAAGCGUUACAAGCCCUCCCCUCCGGCAGAUCCUCAAUUCUUCCAAUGGGCAGAACGCGUAGUCCGAGCUCACCAAAAAGCUGGCGAUGCCGUUGAGUUGGUGACAGUGAUCAGUGAGUUGGUACCAUUUCUUCCAGACCACCAGAGGAGUACCUUGGCACGGCUGGUCAUGACCGAGCCGAAAGCAGACACAUCUGCAACAUGGAGUUCAGCGACUUCCUCAAGUUCAGAAUCUGCACGUGCUGCAAGCUCAGCAACUGCGAGAUCGGAAUCGUCAGAGUCUGCUCGCAGGAUGUUUUUGGAUGGCGCGUCAUCAUUGAAAGCUCCGGUGGUGUUGUCAUCGCGGCCUGAAAUGAUGCAGACUGGCUCGGCUCAACGAAGUCAUGGCCGUUUGUGGGGAAUGCUUGCCUCGCCAGAAGCUGCUCCGUCAGAAUCCCUAAGAGUCAAAGAGCCAGCCUCGCAGAUUCCUGUUGAGUCAUCACUCAAAGCGGAAGCUGAGGAGAGACAGCGCAUCCAAGCCACCGCAGAAUUCAGGGAGGAAACUGUGGAGGAGCGCUCCUCCACGCCCCACGCUGCAGUGGAGGAGCUACAGGAGAUGCUACGAAGCGCCCUACAGCGCGUGGAGGCUCUGGAAUCCCGGAUUCAAGAUCAAGAACGGCAAGCUGCCAACAAGCAGAACGAGCCGUUCGAUGAUGCCUGCAACAAAAGCCUCGGAGCAGAAAGCGGAAAUUGGCUGACCAACAUCCUCACAGCUCCCGCGGAGCAAAUCCAAUCGUCUGCAGCCACGCUCCAUUUGCGACGGAGCUUUAUCUUUGAAGAGUUUCGGAAAGCCCAAUCUGCAAGGCUCCAGUCUGAACGGCUCCGAGUAGCUGUACCUCCGGACCACUUCCCCUUGUGGCCAAUCACAAUGAAGAAAUGAGACCACAAUGAGACCACCGUGAGACGCCAAUCACCAGCAUCCUCUCUGUGCAGUUGAAGACUCUCAGAGUGAGGUCAAGUCGUAGCCCGCCCAAGGCUUUUGCUAAGUGUUUUUGUUUCAGGUAGACUAGCAAUCAGUUUCAUGCAUUAAGCAAGC
Cladocopium goreaui is the source of this 2379-nucleotide messenger RNA. The record is from the annotation of a GenBank genome assembly. NCBI's taxonomy places the organism in Eukaryota, Dinophyceae, Suessiales, Symbiodiniaceae.